Molecule: messenger RNA, 1472 nt
Organism: Molossus molossus (Pallas's mastiff bat)
Lineage: Eukaryota; Metazoa; Chordata; Mammalia; Chiroptera; Molossidae
Gene: NDUFAF7
Product: NADH:ubiquinone oxidoreductase complex assembly factor 7
Exons: 10
Coding region: 12-1406 (464 amino acids)
Biological process (GO): mitochondrial respiratory chain complex I assembly
Cellular component (GO): mitochondrion
Molecular function (GO): protein-arginine omega-N symmetric methyltransferase activity
Source: RefSeq, a predicted model, not a curated record
GGAAGUUCGGCAUGAGUGUUCUCGCGCAGGCCGGCGGCCGGUGGCGGAGCGCUGCGGCGCGAGCCGUCAUUCCUUGCCUUUGGAGAGGGAAAUACUUCUGCUCCGGGAAAGAGCCGGUGGAAAACAACCCGGUGACUCCUAUGCUGCGGCAUCUUCUGUACAAAAUCAAGUCUACCGGCCCCAUCACUGUGGCCGAGUACAUGAAGGAGGUCUUGACCAACCCGGCCAAGGUAUGGGUGGGGGAGCCCGAGGAGCAGGCCCGCUGUGGCAGCUGUGCGAGGUGUCAGCCUGGAGGGGGAUAUUAUGUGUACCGUGACAUGCUAGGGGAACAAGGAGAUUUCAUUACUUCACCUGAAAUAAGUCAGAUCUUUGGAGAGUUGCUAGGGGUAUGGUUCAUUAGCGAAUGGAUGGCCUCGGGGAAAAGUGCAGCUUUCCAGCUGGUGGAGUUGGGCCCAGGUCGCGGCACCCUUACAGGAGAUAUUUUGAGGGUGUUUAGUCAGCUUGGAUCUGUGCUGAAAAACUGUGACAUGUCAAUACAUCUGGUAGAGGUGAGCCAAAAAUUAAGUGAGAUUCAAGCACUAACUCUGACCGAAGAGAAGUUCCCAUUAGAACGAAGUGCUGGAUCCCCAGUGUAUAUGAAAGGCAUUACUAAGUCCGGGAUUCCAGUUUCCUGGUACCGAGAUCUGCAGGAUGUUCCAAAAGGGUACAGCUUUUAUCUUGCACAUGAAUUUUUUGACGUUCUUCCUGUGCAUAAGUUUCAGAAAACCCCACAAGGAUGGAGAGAAGUAUUCAUUGAUAUUGAUCCGCAAGUUUCUGAUAAACUGAGGUUUGUUUUGGCGCCUUGUGCCACCCCAGCGGAAGUCUUUAUACAACAUGAUGAAACAAGGGAUCACGUGGAAGUCUGUCCUGAGGCUGGUGUUAUUAUUCAGGAACUUGCUCAACGCAUUGCACUUACUGGAGGUGCUGCGCUGAUUGCUGAUUAUGGUCAUGAUGGGACUAAGACAGAUACCUUCAGAGGGUUUUGUGGCCACAAGCUUCAUGAUGUCUUAAUUGCCCCAGGAACAGCCGACCUAACAGCUGAUGUGGACUUCAGUUAUUUGCGCAGAAUGGCACAGGGAAGAGUGGCUUCUCUGGGCCCAAUAAAACAACAAACAUUUUUAAAAAAUAUGGGCAUUGAUGUCCGGCUAAAGGUUCUUUUAGAUAAAUCAGCUGAGCCAUCAUUGAGGCAGCAGUUACUUCAGGGGUAUGAUAUGUUAAUGAAUCCUAAGAAGAUGGGAGAAAGAUUUAACUUUUUUGCCUUACUGCCUCAAGAGAGACUUCAUGGUAGAAGUCAUCAGAUGAAUGCGCGUCAGUCAGAACCUUCUCCAUCACCUGUGGCUGGAUUUAGUGAACUUGCUUGGCAGUGAUAUUUCAGUUUGGACUUUUUACCCCCAAGUCUGCCUAAGAAACCGAAAUAAAGGAAUGCAUUUCAU